This is a messenger RNA of Musca vetustissima, 660 nucleotides long. RefSeq names its product protein hunchback (gene CDK2AP1). The annotation marks the transcript as partial. The transcript has a single exon. The record is from RefSeq and is a predicted model, not a curated record. Lineage: Eukaryota; Metazoa; Arthropoda; Insecta; Diptera; Muscidae. Gene Ontology annotation, cellular component: cytoplasm; nucleus.
CGCUUGGCUAGCGGUGGCAACACAAGUGCUGCAGUAGCCGCAGCUGCUUUACAAUACACCCAACAAUUACAGGCCCAAUUAGCUUUACUGCAACAGCAGGCAAAUACCACAGCUUCACCAUCCAUAACAUUGACACCAGCUGCUCCAUCACGAUCGUCGUCCUCGUCCUCCCAUUCAAAUAAUCACAACCUAAGUCAUCAUCAGCAACAGCAGCAGCAUCAUCACAAUAAUGCCAACACCAACCAAAAUAGUACCAAUCUUAGUAUUAGAUCGAAUAAUUCUCAGCAGCAGCAUCAACAACAACAACACCAACAACAUACCCAAUCCCAGCUCAAAUAUCCACAGUCCUCUUCACCGGCCGAAUUGUUGGCAGCCCAGGCUUCGUUAAAUCUUAGUUCAGCAAAUAAUGGUGGUAGCAAUGGUGCCGCCAAUGGAUUAACAAAAUAUGCCCAAUUAUUAGCUGUCAUUGAGGAGAUGGGCCGUGAUAUUAGGCCAACCUAUACCGGGUCCAGAACAUCAACGGAACGCCUUAAACGUGGCAUUGUGCAUGCCCGUAUUCUGGUACGAGAAUGUUUAAUGGAAACCGAACGUUCAGCACGUCAAUGAGAUUUACUUUCAUCAGCUGAGCUGAAACAACAACCACAACAACAACAAGAAAUA